Messenger RNA from Vicugna pacos (alpaca), 1988 nucleotides. RefSeq names its product nuclear casein kinase and cyclin dependent kinase substrate 1 (gene NUCKS1). Gene Ontology annotation, molecular function: single-stranded DNA binding; double-stranded DNA binding. Gene Ontology annotation, biological process: double-strand break repair via homologous recombination; interstrand cross-link repair. Gene Ontology annotation, cellular component: cytoplasm. The record is from RefSeq and is a predicted model, not a curated record. NCBI's taxonomy places the organism in Eukaryota, Metazoa, Chordata, Mammalia, Artiodactyla, Camelidae.
UUGGCGCAUUUUCGGCUGGUUUGAUUCAUCCAUUUUGAAGAGACGGGGGAGCGGGGGGCUCGUCUGAUUAAGGGGCCCUGAACCAAGGAGCGGCGGAGUUUGAGAAGCCAGCAGCUCGGGGUUCGGCGGCAGCAGCCCCAUCGGCCGAAGUUGGGGGGGUGGGGCGCCGAGCGCGCGGGGUGAGGGGGGUCCCGGUCGUUUGGCUUCUCGCUCGGUCCUGUUUCGACAGCGAACAUGUCUCGGCCUGUCAGAAAUAGGAAGGUCGUUGAUUAUUCACAGUUUCAGGAAUCUGACGAUGCUGAUGAAGAUUAUGGAAGAGAUUCAGGCCCUCCAACUAAGAAAAUUCGAUCUUCUCCCCGAGAAGCUAAAAAUAAGAGGCGAUCUGGAAAGAAUUCACAGGAAGAUAGUGAGGACUCAGAAGAAAAAGAUGUGAAGACCAAGAAGGAUGAUUCUCACUCAGCAGAGGACAGUGAAGAUGAAAAAGAAGAUCAUAAAAAUGUGCGCCAGCAACGGCAGGCAGCCUCUAAAGCAGCCUCUAAACAGAGGGAGAUGCUCAUGGAAGAUGUGGGCAGUGAAGAAGAACAAGAAGACGAGGAUGAGGCACCAUUCCAGGAGAAUUCCGGCAGUGAUGAGGAUUUCCUAAUGGAAGAUGAUGAUGAUAGUGACUAUGGCAGUUCAAAAAAGAAAAACAAAAAGAUGGUUAAGAAGUCCAAACCUGAGAGAAAAGAAAAGAAAAUGCCCAAACCCAGGCUAAAGGCCACAGUGACGCCAAGUCCUGUGAAAGGCAAAGGGAAAGUGGGUCGCCCCACCGCUUCAAAGGCUUCAAAGGAAAAGACUCCUUCUCCCAAAGAAGAAGACGAGGAACCCGAAAGCCCUCCAGAAAAGAAAGCUUCUGCCAGCCCCCCGCCCGAGAAGUCUGGGGAUGAAGGGUCUGAAGAUGAAGCCCAGUCUGGGGAGGAUUAAAAGUGAUAAUGGUUUGGGGAGAGAUUUUAUUUAAAAAAAGAGAAAAAAAAAAGAAAAAAGAAAAAAAGAGGGAAAAAAAAGAAAACCUACUUAAGAUAGAAUAUGGUUUUGGCUAUGGCUUGACUCAUGGGCUUUCAAUGCUUUUUUCCUUUUGUUGAAAAUAACAUAUUCUCUCUCUCUCUCUCUCUCUCUCUUUUUUUUUUUUUUGUAAAGAAAACCAUUGUAUGUUUAAUUUGCCCUUUUUGUCUAUUGGUCUUCUCUUUGUCACCACCCCCACCAACCCACCCGCUUUCCCAAUGAAAGCCAUGUCAAAUGAAUCACUGGAUUGACUGCUUCAUCUUUUUAAUUUUAAUGGAAGGUAUACCACAGUUGUAAAGCAAUAAGAUUUGAGGUGAACACUAUGGAAAUUUUGCUUUUUUGCUAAAUGGUAGCAAGUUGAACAGUAAUCAAAAAACGUAGAGGGCUUUAGUUAAAAAUGAUUGCUUCUUUCUCUACCUGGACUUUUUAAAAAACUUAAUUGUCCUCUAAUACGAGUUUAUAUAUCUAUAUACAAAAAUAGGGAUGUCUAAAAAAUCAUGACUAAGCUUCCACUGAUGGGGCAAGUAGGAGAUAAAGAUGAAUUCUGAAUUGUUACUAAAAGUAUUCAUAUUUUUUACCUUGGGGCAGGGUAGGGAAUUGGGUUACCUGACCUUGUUUGAGGGUGUGGGGUUUUUUUAAUUUCAUCACUUGUUAUCUCUAAGAGACUCGGAGCCAGUGAUCCUUCUAUCCUGCUACAGUCUAAGGAACUUAAAACGCAAGGGCCGCCAAAACUUAAAUCAUUUUUUAUUUCCUAUUUCAUUCUCUAAUGGUUCAUGUUUUAAAGUAUAUAUGUAUCUAUUCUGUUUCUUGGAUACAAUUUUACCAAGGAUCAAAAAAAAAAACCCUAGAACUUAAAUGGCGAGAUCUAUAUAUCACAGUGGAUUUCUUCUCAAACUGACAAUGUUUAGGUUUUAAGUAAAUAAAGUACCAGUUAAUGUGAAACUCAA